UCGGAUUUCAGCUUACAUAUGGAGUUUGUUUUGCAGACAAAAUUUAAACAAAGUUUGAUAGUUAGCUUGAUUAUUUGAACGGGGACCUAUGACUUAUGAGCGGUGGAAUUAGAAAUAAUGGAAGAAAGAAUUUGCUUAGUUUUGUUUCUUAUAAACUUGGAGUUAAAAGUCGGUUUGGUUCAUUUGGCAUUUGAUAUUAUUUUUCGUUUAAUUCUAUUUCCUUUUUGCCCCAAUAGAUUACAAGUUGAUCAAAUGAUCGUCUGUCUCAAGCUGGUAGCCGCGGUGGCUGGGCAGGUGCUAGCUGGCAUCACCUGUGCGACAAAAUUCUUUUAUUCACCAUAGCUGAGCUGAUUUAUUUUUUCAUAGAAAACCAUCUGAUCUCAGACCCUCUCUCUCUGUGUGUAUAAUUCCAAAUCAAUCUCUUUCGUUCCCCUCUCAACAUUUCUCUGUGUGUAUAAAUCCAAAUCUAUCUCUUUCGUUCUCCUCUCAACAUUCUGGGAUUUAGGACCUCAUCAGCCUAAGGCAGAUUAAAACCCAAAUCGAGAUGCAGAAGAUGAAGAAUCCGCGUCCUAGGUCUUCUAAACCAACGACAAUUCAUGGCUAUGCGCAGUCAGGAGAUAUGAAUGCAUUCCAGAAGUUACUUCGCAACAAUCCAUCUCUUCUCAAUGAGCGGAACCCUAUCAUGGCACAGACACCCCUUCAUGUUUCUGCUGGUUACAAUAGAAUUGAGAUUGUGAACUUUCUUCUUGAUUGGCAAGGGCCUGAAAAGGUUGAAUUGGAGGCCAAGAACAUGUAUGGGGAGACUCCUUUGCAUAUGGCAGCUAAGAAUGGAUGUAAUGAAGCUGCAAAAAUCCUUCUUGCUCGCGGUGCUGUUGUUGAGGCUAAAGCAAAUAACGGGAUGACUCCUUUGCAUCUUGCUGUUUGGCACUCGCUCAGAGCUGAAGACUUCUCAACUGUAAAUACACUGCUGGAGCAUAAUUCUGAUUGCAGUGCUGAAGACAAUGAGGGAAUGACACCUUUAGAUCAUCUCUCACAAGGCCCAGGUAAUGAAAGAUUACGGGAUCUUCUCCUCCGGCAUCUAGAGGAGCAGCGCAAGAGAAGAGCCAUUGAAGCAUGUGGCGAGACAAAAGCCAUAAUGGAUGCUCUUGAGAAUGAGUUAUCAAAUAUAGUUGGAUUGAAUGCACUUAAGCUGCAACUUCAGAAGUGGGCCAAGGGGAUGCUCUUGGACGAGAGGCGCCGUGCCCUUGGGCUUAAAGUUGGUGCCAGAAGACCACCUCAUAUGGCCUUUUUUGGUAAUCCUGGAACAGGUAAAACAAUGGUAGCUCGAGUCCUCGGAAAACUACUCCACAUGGUGGGCAUACUUCCAACUGAAAAGAUACAAGAAGCAGAGGGAGGCAUUCUGUUUGUAGAUGAAGCCUAUCGCUUAAUACCAAUGCAGAAGUCGGACGAUAAAGACUAUGGAUUAGAAGCAUUGGAGGAGAUCAUGUCCUUCAUGGACACUGGAAAAGUGGUUGUAAUAUUUGCUGGCUAUAGUGAACCAAUGAAGCGUGUAAUAUCUUCGAACGAAGGCUUCUGCAGGAGGGUGACGAAGUUUUUCCACUUUGACGACUUCAGUUCGAAAGACCUUGCCCAAAUUCUUCAUCUUAAAAUGUGUAAUCAAGCUGAAGGAAAUCUACUGUAUGGAUUUAAGUUGGACCCCUCAUGCACAGUGGAGGCAGUUGCCGCUCUCAUAGAACAGGAAACAACUGAAAAACAACGUCAGGAGAUGAAUGGAGGUUUAAUUGAUCCAAUGCUAGUAAAUGCUAGAGAGAAUUUGGAUUUGAGGAUAGAUUUUGAAUGUAUAAACACGGAUGCUUUACUAACGAUCACCUUGGAGGAUUUAGCAGCUGGUCUUCAGCUGUUGACACAUUGAGUGGGGGUAAUAUUUCCAAGAAGCCCGAGAAUCAGGAUAACUGUACUUGUCUAGUCCAAUUUCCUUCUCAUUUAUGAGACAUUCUAUCUAGGUCACAUUCAUUGAUACAAAUCAGUGGGGCAGUCAUUUUUUAAAUUAUCAAUGCAAUGUGAAAAUUUUUACAUUCCUAUAGUUCUCUUGCAUAUACACUAUCACAAAUUCUUAUGUGAUGGAGCCUAAUCAUUUGUUACUGAAAUACAACUGGUUAAUGGUUAGAUUUGCGUAACACAGUUUUACCAACUUGUGCCUAUAAACACUUGAAAUGUCUAUUUGUAGGGUAUGUUCUAAUGCACUUGCAACUAUUUGUGAUGGAG
Messenger RNA from Striga asiatica, 2265 nucleotides. The record is from the annotation of a GenBank genome assembly. Lineage: Eukaryota; Viridiplantae; Streptophyta; Magnoliopsida; Lamiales; Orobanchaceae.